AUGAGAGCUUUUGCCAGGGUGACCAGAGUUGCGCCAAGAUCGAUUGCCACCGGCCGCGUGGUCUGCAGGCCUCUAGCGACCCCCGGUGCCGGCAGAACGGUGGGUUUGCGAUUUUACUCUGAUGAGCUGAAGAAGGAGCCUGAAGCCGGAACUGAGGAAGUCAGGAAGCCUGAAGGGGAGAAGCUCACGGAGGAGCAGAAAAAGAUCAAAGAGUUGGAGAGCCAGGUCGAGAAGAAAACCAAAGAGGCUGCUGAGCUAAAAGACAGACUACUGAGAUCGGUUGCCGACUUUAGAAACCUGCAGGAAGUCACCAAGAAGGAUAUCCAGAAAGCGAAGGACUUUGCCUUGCAGAGAUUCGCCAAAGACCUACUGGAGUCGGUCGACAACUUCGGACACGCGCUAAGUGCGUUCAAGGAGCCGGAUUCCGCCAAGAACCAGGAGAUCAGCGACCUCUACACCGGUGUCAGAAUGACCAGGGACGUCUUCGAAAAGACUCUGAAAAAGCACGGUAUCGAGAAACUCGAUCCCAUCGGCGAACAGUUCGACCCCAACAAGCACGAGGCGACCUUCGAGCUCCCACAACCUGACAAGGAACCGGGGACCGUGUUCCACGUCCAGCAGGUCGGCUUCACCCUCAACGACAGAGUCAUCAGGCCCGCCAAGGUCGGCAUCGUCAAGUCCCCAGAGUGA
This is a messenger RNA of Torulaspora globosa, 690 nucleotides long. RefSeq names its product mitochondrial nucleotide exchange factor MGE1 (gene MGE1). Lineage: Eukaryota; Fungi; Ascomycota; Saccharomycetes; Saccharomycetales; Saccharomycetaceae. The transcript has a single exon. Gene Ontology annotation, cellular component: PAM complex, Tim23 associated import motor. Gene Ontology annotation, biological process: protein folding; protein import into mitochondrial matrix. The record is from RefSeq and is a predicted model, not a curated record. Bases 1 to 690 code for a protein of 229 amino acids. Gene Ontology annotation, molecular function: protein homodimerization activity; protein-folding chaperone binding; adenyl-nucleotide exchange factor activity.